Molecule: messenger RNA, 1331 nt
Organism: Cygnus atratus (black swan)
Lineage: Eukaryota; Metazoa; Chordata; Aves; Anseriformes; Anatidae
Gene: GPR26
Product: G protein-coupled receptor 26
Exons: 3
Coding region: 318-1331 (337 amino acids)
Biological process (GO): adenylate cyclase-activating G protein-coupled receptor signaling pathway
Cellular component (GO): membrane
Molecular function (GO): G protein-coupled receptor activity
Source: RefSeq, a predicted model, not a curated record
UCAGAAUAACCUGCUCACCUUCAAAUGGACCGAGUGGAGACAGUGGUUCAGUCCUGCUGAUAUUUUUUAAGCCCUCCUCACAGUUUGAUGGGCAUUCCCAGUGCUUUUGUGCACGUCUCAGAGAGCGUUGACGUGGAAAGGAGCAGCGAGGAGGGGGAGGUUGGAGAAAAAAACUGCAGCUCUUCUAAAAAUACGGAGGGCAUGCAAGAGUGCGAGCAGGCUGGGGAGGAGGGUGAGGUGAGAGCGCCUCGCGCCAUGGUCCCCGGGUGCCGGCGCAGCGCAGUUUCGGAGAUGUCCCUCCUGUGACUGGACGCACCAUGAGCAUCUGGGAGGUGAUCCUGGCUUUCGUGGUGGUGGUGCUGAUGCUCGUGGCCCUGCUGGCCAAUGUGCUGGUGCUGAUGUGCUUCCUGUACAGCGCUGACAUCCGCAAGCAGGUCCCGGGAUUGUUCAUCCUCAACCUCACCUUCUGCAACCUGUUGAUGACCGUUUCGAACAUGCCCCUGACUUUGGCUGGGAUCAUUUACAAGAGUCAACCAGGAGGAGAUCAGAUCUGCCACAUUGUGGGCUUCCUGGAGACUUUCCUCACCACGAACUCCAUGCUGAGCAUGGCAGCUUUGAGCAUUGACAGGUGGAUUGCUGUGGUCUUCCCUCUAAGUUAUCACUCCAAAAUGAGGUACAGAGAUGCUGCUCUCAUACUGAGCUACACGUGGUUGCACUCGGUGUCGUUCCCGAUAGUGGCAGCUUCUCUCUCCUGGGUGGGUUUCCAUCACCUCUAUGCCUCCUGCACCCUGUACAACAAGAGACCAGAGGAUAGGACACAGUUUGUGAUUUUCACUGGGGUCUUUCACACCCUCAGCUUCCUCCUCUCCCUUAUAGUCCUGUGUUUCACAUAUCUAAAAGUGCUGAAGGUGGCACGGUUUCACUGUAAGCGGAUUGACGUGAUCACUAUGCAGACCCUGGUGCUGCUUGUGGACAUCCAUCCCAGUGUAAGAGAGCGUUGUCUGGAAGAACAAAAGAGACGGCGGCAACGAGCAACAAAGAAAAUAAGUACCUUUAUUGGUACUUUUAUACUUUGUUUUGCACCUUAUGUUAUCACAAGGCUUGUUGAAUUGUCCUCUGUGGUCCCCAUCAAUUCCCACUGGGGAAUCAUUUCCAAGUGCUUAGCUUACAGCAAAGUUGUUUCCGACCCUUUUGUGUACUCUUUGCUACGGAAUCAGUACAAGAAGACAUGGAAGGACAUCAUAAACAAGAUCCUCAAAAGAAGCUCCAUCAACUCCUCUGCCCUCACGAGUGAGUCGCACAACCAGAAUAUUUUGCAGCUGAACGAAUGA